Molecule: messenger RNA, 2145 nt
Organism: Rattus rattus (black rat)
Lineage: Eukaryota; Metazoa; Chordata; Mammalia; Rodentia; Muridae
Product: ras GTPase-activating-like protein IQGAP2
Exons: 8
Coding region: 1-1323 (440 amino acids)
Biological process (GO): regulation of actin cytoskeleton organization
Cellular component (GO): cytoplasm
Molecular function (GO): calmodulin binding; actin filament binding; GTPase activator activity
Source: RefSeq, a predicted model, not a curated record
AUGACGCCUUUCGGGUCCUGGAAGAGCCGAGAAUCAGACACCACGCCGGGCUUUCUUUCCCCUGCAUUUCAGCUCAAGGCCGCAGGGCUGACGCUCCACCUUCUCUUGCAGACCAAACCUUCAUACCUGGCUGUUGAUUUUCCAGAUGCCACAGAACAAGCUUCCAAUGGUUGCGGACACUGUGACUUUACACUGUACACCACGCCUAAUCAGAGGGAAGAGUACCUGCUGCUCAAGCUUUUCAAAACCGCCUCUGGAGGAAGAAAUCAAAGGUGCCCGGGACAGAACAGCCUGCGCCAGCUCCCUGGCACCAGUGGUGAAAAGAUCAUUGAGGACAAGGCCCUGAUCAUCAAUACCAACCCUGUGGAGGUGUACAAGGCCUGGGGUGAACCAACUGGAACGAGACUGGAGAGGCCAGACCAGAAAUUGUUUGUCACGUCUCUCCUAAGUCGGCCAGGCAGCCCGGUGAAGGGCAGUCGCGGGCAGCGCCUGCCAGUGCAGGGUAGUUGGGGUGCAAAGCAGCUGUGGGAGCGGAGCAGCCCAGCACAGGGCAGCCCUAGUACUGGGCAGCCACGGGGGGGUGGUGAGGAACUAGAGCACACCAAAGACAUGGAGAGCCGUGCUGUUGCAGACUCCAGGGCCCUGGAGGAAGGGAAGCAGAGCCAAGCAGUGAUUGAAGAUGCGAGCCUGCCUCUUGAGCAAAAGAAGAGGAAGAUCCAGAGGAAUCUACGGACGCUGGAGCAGACUGGACAUGUGUCCUCCAAAAACAAGUACCAAGACAUUCUCAACGAGAUCGCCAAGGAUAUUCGAAAUCAAAGACUCCACCGCAAGCUUCGAAAGGCUGAGCUGUCAAAACUUCAGCAGACCCUGCACGCACUUAAUAAGAAGGCAGCAUUUUAUGAGGAUCAAAUUAAUUAUUAUGACACCUACAUCAAGACCUGUGUAGACAACCUGAAAAGAAAAAAUUCUCGGAGAUCAAUUAAACUGGAUGGAAAAGCAGAACCCAAAGGAACGAAGAGAGUGAAGCCAGUGAGGUACACGGCAGCAAAACUACAUGACAAAGGUGUCCUGCUGGGCAUAGACGAUCUUCAAACCAACCAGUUUAAGAAUGUUAUGUUCGAUAUCAUAGCUACUGAGGACAUGGGCAUCUUUGACGUCAGAUCCAAAUUCCUCGGCGUUGAGAUGGAAAAGGUGCAACUCAAUAUUCAGGACUUACUUCAGAUGCAGUAUGAAGGGGUGGCCGUGAUGAAGAUGUUCGAUAAGGUGAAAGUAAACGUGAAUCUUCUCAUUUACCUUCUGAACAAGAAGUUCUACGGGAAGUGACGUGCCGACUGCUGAGGGACUCGUGGACUCUCUACUGCCUGCCUUGAGAAAUGAGUUUGUCUAGUAUUUUUGUUUUAAAACAUGAUUGAAAUCACGGCUUAUAAAUGUGUGAUUUUUUUUUUUUAAAGACCAAAACUGUUCUGAAGAAUGUAGCCACGUGCCUUUUUGAUAAUUGGAUACUGCAGCAGGGGGAUAGACAAGAUGGGCUGAUGGGACACACCCAGUACUGUGGCACAGGUACUCCGUCUGAAAAGUUCUGAACGCCCUGUGAUUUGUUUUAAAGUAGGGGGAGAAAGUUGAGCUGACUAGGGACAAAUGUAUAAACCUAUUUUCCUAUGAAAAAAAUUUUUUAAAUGUCCCACUUAAAUGAUGUAAUUCUUCGCAGAUUUUUUUUUUAUCUGUGGAGAAAUAGAGAUCUAAUUAAUUUGUAAUGAAUUAUUUAGACAUAUAGUUCUAAGCCCUGCCUUCUGGGAAUUAUCGGUUUUAAAGAGAACUUUUGUGCAAUUCAAAAUGAAGUUUUUAUAAGCAAUUGAAAGUGAUGACACAGCAACACUUUCUGUAUAAAAGUAUAUAUUUUAUGUGAUUUAUUCAAUUUAUUCAAAGUGCACUACUGCCUCAUGGGAAGGCUCCUGUAGGAGGAGUCGCAGGAAACACGGUGGAUAGCAAGUAGAGACCCCCACCUUCACCCUCACCUUUUAUUUGAAUACUUCAAUUGUGCCUCUCAAUUUUUUUGUAAUGCUAUAAAAUCAGUAUCUAGAUGGUUUUUAAAUGUAUUCUUUGAAAAUUGUUUUAUGUAAAAUAAAUGUUACUUAAUUACAUGAA